Aspergillus terreus NIH2624 is the source of this 2301-nucleotide messenger RNA. RefSeq names its product putative R3H domain protein. NCBI's taxonomy places the organism in Eukaryota, Fungi, Ascomycota, Eurotiomycetes, Eurotiales, Aspergillaceae. Gene Ontology annotation, biological process: galactose metabolic process. Bases 1 to 2301 code for a protein of 766 amino acids. Gene Ontology annotation, molecular function: nucleic acid binding. The record is from RefSeq and is a predicted model, not a curated record. The transcript is spliced from 4 exons.
AUGGCAUCGAAAGAUUCAACUGGAGACGAACAUCGUCUCUCAUUUGCAAAGGCUGCCGAAGAGUCGGUACCCCCUGAGUCGCAGGACAGGAAAGGAACCUUCACCACUCAAGAAUCCUCCAGUAAUGUCCAAGGCGAUGUCGAUGCCAUCGAUCGACGUGUCGACGGUCUAACACAGGCUGUGCAAGACGUUCACAUCAUCGGGAAGAAGGGCCAAGAGAGCCCUGACUACUCGAGUGAAGGACAUGAAAAUGGAGCCCUGAAACGGGAGACCUCUUUCGAGGAUGAUCGGACGCAUCUUUCGAGCUCAUCAACGAAGCCGACAAGUUUCGAUUCGAAGAGCAUGGCCUCGGUCACUACAUUUGCUAUGGAUGAGAAGGAUUCUCUACGACCAGACGAUAGUGCCAGUGUACAAGCUAUCGACGAGGAGGAGAGUCUUUCUGGUCCUGCGUCCGGUGCACCGAAUUCCUUGACCGGAUCAGAAUCCGGUGCCCGCGGGCUUAGGGACAUCCAAAGAGCCCGGGCAGCUCUGCAAAAUGCGGGCCCGUUGUUUGACCCGAACCAGCGGGUUAACGGAUUGCCCGACUCUAUUCCCAACAAUUUCGUCAUUCCCAACCACGAUGCUUUCCAAAGUGGACAGCCUAUCGCCAUGCAUCCAUUCCCAUUGGAACCAGACGAAAAACUUCUCGAGGCGAUGAAGUCCCCCAAAGACCGUCUUCUCAUAUUACAGUUGGAGGAGAAGGUCCGAAACUUCAUCCAACAUUCCAAGGAACAAUCUUUGGAACUCCCGCCGUCUAAUGCGUUUGGAAGACUUCUCGCUCAUAAACUUGGCGACUACUACCACUUGACUCAUUUUGUGGAUAACAAUGUGACCUCUGUCCGACUCCAUAGGACACCGUUUUGUCGGCUGCCUACUCCUCUAUCUGUCAUCCAUGCGUCAGCCAACACUACUCCUCCUCCGGCCAUGCCCGCAAUGAAGAUCAUGCGGCGCAAUGAUGGAGAGCGUCCUGCGGAUGGAAGUACGGCUACAAGCUCUGCCGUUCCCUCGAAGACCGGUUCAGAGGCCGGCGAUAGCACCAACGAUGGGGAACGUGGAGGCUCUUCAGCGGGUGCCACACCAGCCAAGGACAGGCUAACCCUUACUCGGGAGGAACGCGAAGCCAAGUACCAGGAAGCCAGAGAGCGAAUCUUCCGCGACUUCCCCGAGACGAAGUCUUGCGAUGGGAGCAACGGCGACCAAAGUGGCAACAUGUCGCGCUCGAGCUCAACGAGCGGCCGCAAGAAAGCACAUAGGCAGAAGACGCCUCAUGAUGACAGUUUUGAGGUCCGAUCUCAGUACAACCUAUACUACCCCGGAGUACAUUAUCACGGGUCGACACCAUACAAUGUUCCGAUGAAUGACCCUUCAUUCCCCACACAGCCGUUCAUGGUGGGACCAGGCGCCAACCCACCGGGCAUGGGUUAUGCGCCUCAUGGGCCUAACGGGACUGUGUAUUCUGGUCAGGUUGGGAUGAAUCCGAUGCCACAGUAUUCCAUGCCGGUGUCUCCUCAGAUGAGUCCGAGCGGACCGUGGCAAAACGGGUCUGUUCCCCAGUCACCCUACUCUGGAUAUGCAUCCAUCAACCAAUCCCCGGCCAUGACAACGAAAUCUUCUCCCGCGUUGAACACCUACUCUGCGCCCAAUGGCAUGCAGUACCAACCUACACCUUCGGGCUGGUCGUCCCCUCAGUAUCAGGGAGGCUACCAACCGCCUACGCAUCGAAGUCACCCGGCAAUGCAGUGGCCGACCUACCCGUCCCAACCGCUUAACCCAACAUCCUACCCGUAUGCGCAAUACCCUGGGCAGCACAUGAACACGGCUAUGAACGGUCACCAGGGCCCGCAUCCUUUGCCCGGGAACUUCAAUCGGUCCGCCUUCAAUCCCCAGACGCGCUCCUUUGUUCCCGGUGGUGGCUCGUUAGGCCGAAACCCAAGUAAGAGCGGUCCGCAUGCUGUCAUGGGGUCAUACCCUAAUAUGCAGGGUACUGUUCAGCCUCAUUGGGGUGGAUUGCCCGACGUGAACAAAGCUUCGGAAGGCUUAGGACCUGCGGGGCCCCGUGGCCCUCCCUCUGGGAAUAGAGACUCUAUCGCUAAAUGGGGCACUCCCUCCCAUCUGCCUCCGAAACCGCCACCUUCCCAGGUCCCGUCUGAUUUCGACCUGAAGCACCGUACUGGCGCACCACACGCCGUUACCAGUCUGCCGACUGGUAACAACGGACCGUUGGUCGUCUCAGGAGGGGCCUCGCUGCCUCGAGCCAAUUAA